UGGCAGUGUAGGUAGGUAGAAGCCUUAACAAAGCGGAAGUGGCGCCGGCUGCUUCACGGUUCACUCAUUAGUGGAGGCCGCCGACUGCGACGCGUUUACUACGAGUGUUACAAAAAUGGUGAAGAUAUUUGUCGGCAACCUGCCCGAAGAGGCAACCGAGCAGGAAAUCCAGGCCCUCUUCGCUGAGCACGGCACGGUCACAGAAUGCUCCAUCGUCAAGAACUUCGCUUUCGUUCACAUGGAUGACCGCAAGGCCGCCACGAAAGCCAUCAAGUCCUUGAACCUUUACAAACUCCACGGCUCGGCGAUCAACGUCGAAGCCAGCCACGGGAAGAACCACGGAGCGGUUAAGCUGCAUGUGGCCAACGUAGAUCGAGGAAUGGAUAACGAGCUGCGCGCGUUAUUCGAAGAGUACGGGAAGGUCACCGAGUGUUCCAUCAUUAAGAAUUUUGCUUUCGUGCACAUGUCGAACUCGGAUGAGGCUAUGGAUGCCAUUCAGGGACUCGAUAACUCUGAAUUUCAAGGUAAACGCAUCCACGUGCAAAUUUCCAAAAGCCGCCCCCGCGAGGAUCAGGAGGAGUAUCCGCCCCCAAAUGGCGGUGGCUUUUGGCCUCCCCCUUUCCCGGGAAACAGGCCUGAGCAUCCCCCGCCGGGCUUCGUGAGAAAUCGCCCCAUGGGCCCGGGUUACCCCGCCCCGCCUUUGCCGCCCCCUCCCCCACGGCGAGCCAUGUACCCCGAGCGUCCACACGACGGCAAUCGCGGCGGUUACGGCGUAGUCGAUUACUACGAAAAGUACAGAGCUCACCCUUACGGCGUGGGUCCUGGCGGCCCGCCGCCCCCGCCGCCUCCCCCUCCCGGCGUCGCGCGAGAGCAUCCGAUGAAUCCCCCCCUCGAGCCGUACGAGCGUCGGCCGCCGCCUCCUCCUUUUCCUCCGUCGCCCUACUACGGCCGAGACCGCAGCCCUCACCACCGAGGGCCGAGCGCCGCCGCUCCUCCUAACGGUAACGGGUACGCCUACGACCGUUCCCAUAUCGCUCCCGUUUCCCGGGUCCCGCCGUACGGAGUUCCUCGACCCCGGGACCCCUACGCGGCGCGACCGCCGCCUCCGCCCCCUGCUCGCUACGGUUAUUAAAAAGCGAGGCCCAAGGAUCGUCGUUCGCCUGCGUCGCCUCUCGCCACCAUCGGAUGUUCGUGACGCUCUUUCCACUUCACGUCUACGACGGAGCGCGUUUAUGUUCCCCUGCAUUACAAAGGAACUGAAAUGCCGACGUCUUGUUAUUCCUCCAGUUUUGACCCGAAUUUUUUUUUUGGAUUGUUUCAUUGUGAUGUAGAAACUUUAAUAUUUGCCGAUUUUAAACAGUUUUUCCUCUUUAAAUGUCUUUUUGUGAGUUUAAAUAACAGCAGGUCUCAAUCUAAUUUCCCUGUGUAAAUGUCGACACCUUAAUAGUGAACGCGACGACAAAAAACGUCGGCCCUGAAAACGAAUCGUGCUUAAACCGCUGCUCGGACAGCUCUUGUACCUGCACUGAACCUGUCUUCGAACCAUUUGUGUCGUCUAAUUAACUGACAAGUGUGGCCCUUUUAAACAAAGUGGAAAAUCGAUUUCCUCGUAAAAAUGGCGCGCUGUCGUCAUCAACGUCAAAAUGAGUUAAAUGACGCUCGCGUACAUUUGAUUAAGCCCCACCCCUCCCCAGAAUUAACAGGUAAGUCAACUGGAUCCACAUCUGAUGUAAAUUCAAACCAUUGCAAGUAUUUGUAUUGUUUUCAUACUGUUUGUACUUUAGAGCCCUCCGGGGAAGCCAAUAAUAGAUCCCUAAUUAGUAUUUUUCUGUUGGAAAACUCAUUAACUAGAUUUCAUGGCGAAAUGUUAGAUUGUUAAAUCUUGUAGUUUGACCUGCAUGAAUAAAGUUUUUAUAUUAAAAAAAAAAAGCUUGUUUUUGUUCCACCUUUUCAGGUUGCAAUGUUAAGUGCAAGAACAACAGUUUAAUAUCGUCACAAUACAUUUAAGUGAAUACAAGUCUGCUUUGACAAAGUCCAUAGUGUAAGAGAUGUCCGGAAAAACAAUGAAAUAGCAAGAAUUAUGGACUUCUGGUACGAGUCCACAAGGUGGCAGAAGAAACCCUGGUGCACGAAUUAUUUUUGUUUAAUGUUUUUAUUACGUUCUUAUCAAAUUUGCGGUGCUCAUUUGACAUCCAAUUGUAUCAUUACUCGGCGUGUAUUUUCUGAUGGACAAUAAAAAAAUACCAAUAUUAAAGCGAAUAAUUGAAACCAAGGGCCUAGGUUUGGUCUCAAUAUUGGUAGGAACGAUAUAACAGCAAAAGCUGCAUGUACACUUUUUGCUGGGGGCAGGACAUUAAUAAGACCAAACAUUUAAA
This is a messenger RNA of Corythoichthys intestinalis (scribbled pipefish), 2375 nucleotides long. It is a transcript of the gene rbm4.3, whose product is annotated as RNA binding motif protein 4.3. Bases 116 to 1132 code for a protein of 338 amino acids. The transcript is spliced from 4 exons. NCBI's taxonomy places the organism in Eukaryota, Metazoa, Chordata, Actinopteri, Syngnathiformes, Syngnathidae. Gene Ontology annotation, cellular component: nucleus. The record is from RefSeq and is a predicted model, not a curated record. Gene Ontology annotation, molecular function: mRNA binding.